CUACCGAAGAAAGAGCCACGAUUACUGCACUGUGCGAAAGUAUUUGACCGAGCCGCGUUUUUACCACAAACAUGGAUGAUCCCACUCCCUACCCGGUUGGUUUAACCCCUCGUCCCCGGGUUAAAAUAAUUACCUCGCCUAAAAUUACGGCGGUUGUCCGCGCAAACGAGAUACCUUCCCAGCAGCACGUGGUUGUCUUUGAGGGGUUGAGAGAGUUCAAAGGUGUACUCAAGACCUCUUCCGUGGCCUCCCAUGGCGGCGAGGGUGAUGCCCCAGCUCAGAAACAAAGCAGGACACACCUGGAUGAGAAACUCUCUGACAGCUGUGAUGGAGUUCUCCUGGAGGUCUAUCAGCUGGCCAUGUUGCAGCGUGAGCACUUCCUCCGUGCUAAUAACGGGCCACACAGAGAGGGGAUUGACCUGAGCUGGGGACUUCUGGCUCUUCUCUGCAAGAGGAAUGGAAUGGUCACUGACAAUGACAUAGCCAACCUUCUACUACAAAAGUGUUUGGAUUCCAAUGAGCCGGAGACUUGCUGUGCCUUUGACAACCUUGGUAAUGGGACCUCCAAUCUUGCUAGGCUGCUCCUUGCUGGCAAAACCAAGGAAGCCAUUGACCAGGCGAGUAGUCAAGGCGUAUGGCACCAUGCCUUUACCCUAAACAACUUAGAGAGACAUGGCCAAUCUGACUGCAUAAUGUCCAGGUUCAUUAAUGACCUGGAUGAUUUGGAUUUACUGAAGACCUACUAUCAGGUCCGGCUGGGAGAAAUGCCGUCUGCUGCCUCUGCAUGUGCUGAGGACAGCUGUGGAACCUGGCGUCUGCACCUUGCCAUUGUGGUAGCAUUCACAGAAAUCAACCACCUUCGAAAGAUGUCCAUUACAAAGAUGGCAGAAACCUUGGCCUCUAAUGGACAGGCACAUGCCGCGCAGUUCUGCCAUUUGGUUCUGCAGUUAGAUCGGGAGAACCUCCUCAAUGCGUCACUGCACGAUGUCGUGGGGAAGUGGAUGGGGCUCUUGGCGGAGAUGGACAAAGAGGUUCCACAGAUACAUCCGGCGGCCUCAGGAGAGCAUCUCAUGGACCAUGAGGAGAGGAAGGUUCCUCUUCCACAUCCGGCGGCCUCAGGAGAACAUUCCCUGGACCCUGAGGAGAGGAAGGUUCCUCUGUCACAGGAACCAGCUCUGCUGCUGUCAGCUGAGCCUCAAGUGCCAAAGGAUGGCAGUGGACUCGCUGAGGUCACGGUCACUUCCUGUGACCUCCGAGCAGCCCCCUGCGUGCCCUGAGGAGAGGAAGGCUCCACCGUCUGAGGAUCAGUUCAGACAGCUGAUCGGCCCUCUCCUGCCACCACCUGUGUGUGUGUUGAGGGUUGAAGUCCAGGAGAGCGCAUGCCAGCCACUGCCAACCAGCACCACUGUCAAGAAAGACUCGAAAAAGAAACAAUCUAAGAAGAGGUCUUGGUUUCGCUGCAUCAGCUGCUUGGGUAGCAGAACUAAGGACUAAAUGUUCUACUCAGCCAGCUCCAAGAUAUCACUUCAUUUUCACCAAGAAUUUAUUUUUGUA
Molecule: messenger RNA, 1554 nt
Organism: Alosa alosa (allis shad)
Lineage: Eukaryota; Metazoa; Chordata; Actinopteri; Clupeiformes; Clupeidae
Product: protein transport protein Sec16A-like
Exons: 8
Coding region: 72-1277 (401 amino acids)
Biological process (GO): autophagy; Golgi organization; COPII vesicle coat assembly
Cellular component (GO): ER to Golgi transport vesicle membrane; endoplasmic reticulum exit site
Source: RefSeq, a predicted model, not a curated record